Molecule: messenger RNA, 2665 nt
Organism: Pisolithus orientalis
Lineage: Eukaryota; Fungi; Basidiomycota; Agaricomycetes; Boletales; Pisolithaceae
Exons: 4
Coding region: 87-2405 (772 amino acids)
Biological process (GO): regulation of transcription by RNA polymerase II
Cellular component (GO): nucleus
Molecular function (GO): RNA polymerase II cis-regulatory region sequence-specific DNA binding; DNA-binding transcription activator activity, RNA polymerase II-specific
Source: RefSeq, a predicted model, not a curated record
UUUUUUCCCACCUCUCGCUCUUCGUUCCCACAGCUGGCAGUGAGCACGAGUGAGCUUGUUAAGUGAUCCCUGGCGGGAAGUUUAUUAUGAGGACGUUCCACCCCUUCGCAUCCUCCCCACACGGCCAGAUGCCCGACUCAGCACAGCUCGACGCCCACGUACAACAGCCUCAGCCCCUCCACAACAAGAGCGAGUCCCCCCACCCGUCCUCGCCCUCCCAGCUCUCCCCAAAUCUACUUGUGGACUCGUCCCCCUCCGCUAACACCGAACAGCAGCAGCACAUCCCCCAGCCGUCCACCUCCAAUGGCACCCCUCAACUCCCUCACCCCUCUCUCGCGGCCGCUCCCCCUUCCGUGCUCUCAAGUCCAGAUCCAAACGCGUCCAUUCAGUCCAUCCUCGCUGCAAAUUCAAAGGACAAGGUCCUGCAGCAACAAGACCUCCACCACUCAUGGGUCAUCCCCUCCGUAUCCGCACCUCCCCAACACACCACCCUCGUCUCCCAGUCCCAAAGCACCAAGAACGGCAAGCGAAAACUAGACGAGUCCGAGCAGAACGACCCCCAUCCAAAGAUUCGCCGUACUGUGCGCAACCAUGUCUCCCAAGACCCGACUCGCGUCAUGCCGAUGACAACGGUCAUGUGUCUUCACGCGGCAGUAGCCCAGAAAUCAUACGGCAGCGAAAAACGCUUCCUCUGCCCACCUCCAGUUGUCCAUAUCCAGGGCCCUGUAUGGCAGAUGCGUUCCCAGCAACUGGCCAUGGCAGUCGUCUCCGAACAAGGGGACCGCUCCCAUGAUCAAAAGACCGUUCUUGACAACAACAUGACUGGCAGUUUCAAGUUUCUCCAUGUAACCGGUACUGCUAAAGCCAAGAGUUUCUUGCUUUCUCUUGAUAUCGUGGAUCCACCCCCGUCUGUGUCCGGGGAUAGCAACGAAGCAGCACCCGGCCGAGUUUGGGCUACCUUUGAUUCAGCUCCUGUAACAAUUAUAUCUAAGCCAUCAAAGAAGACUGCCAAGACACGUAACAUUUCUUCGUGCAUCCUUGCUGGUGGUCCAGUUUCCCUCUUCAAUCGCAUCAACUCUCAGACCGUUCGCACGAAAUACAUGACGAUUGAGUCCAGUCAAUUGUGUGCCAGUAACUCUGCUUGGUCGGCAUUCAACGUCAACGUCGUUCGGCGCCCAGAUGAUGCCCCGCCACCACAUGGCGGCCCACAGCCAGUGACGUAUGGCUGUGAAAUCGUGUUAUCCGAUUCACUAUCCAACAUCGCAACAUCUCCCCUUAUCAUACGCAAGGUCGACAAGGGUCGGGUCUCGCCCGAAGAUGGAGGGCCCGUUAGUCAGAUGCAAAAGAUAGCUCUUCAAAGAGUGAACGCUGACGGUUCUAGACAUUAUCUGUCCGCCGCAGGGCCUAUCCCUGGCGCUCCAGGUGUGGUAUCCCCAUCUACUCCUGGGGUCACCUCGCAAGGCGGAACACACCCUCUGAUCUUCCAAGCGCCUCGUGUCAGAGAAGAAGUAAAAGAAGGUGUGCGGAUACUGUCCGACGAAGUCGACGACUAUUUAUGCUGGACCAUAGUCGGCAUAUCGAAAUUUCAGUACACGUUCUUUGAUGCAUUUGGUCAGAACAACUCUAUACCUGAAAUGCCCAUAACUCCUUUCCCCACACUCUUCACCGCGCCAGUUUAUCGUGCUGCCAACAAUUCGUUGGAAAUGGCCGUCUCGCACUUCUUUUAUGAUGACCCUAAGACACAUUCACAACAACCACUCGCUGUUUACCUUGGCAAUAUAGGUCCGCUGCGAGCCCGAUUCUUUCCAGCAUCUUCACCAGGUCCGCUCACGAAUGUCGCAUCAUUCGGUGGUGGUGUCCCUGGACACUCACUAGAAAUGCCUUCCACAAGUGAAGCAGGUGUUGCUGUACCUGCCCCAGUGUCCCCCGGGAGAUACGUCACACAGCCACUGCAUACGAUCGUCACUGUGGAUAUGCCAUCGUUAGCCGAAGUUAUAAAGGCGCUGCAAGAAGAUGUCAUGUCGCCGAAUGGGCUGACUCCAGGCGGCGGCGGCCCUCACAUGUCGCCACCGGGCAUGGAUGCCAGAAGUGGUGGGCAAGUGGACGGUGCGGCUGCGAGCGGUUCGCAAGUUUCAACAAGUGCCCCAUUGCCAACGAUUGCGGGCAGAAGUCUUCCCCUGUUGUUUAUCAGAGCGUAUGACGGUGUGGGGUACCACUCCGGGCGAACGAUUACAUGUGAGAACGUGUUUCAAUCAAUGGAUCUCGGCGUCAUGGCUCCGGGGCACGUUCUGUCACCCCCUGGUGGAGCUACAGCGGACCCUAACUGGCUAGCUGCGGCCCAGGCUGCUGCGACGGCUGCGACUGCGGAUGGCGGUCUACACGGCUGGACGUUGAGAGUCAUGUGAAGAUAUUUGGUUCGUUCCAUUCGGGUUAUCAUGUCGCUUUUCAUUCUUGUUGUCAGUGUCAUCGUGUUGCUUUGGACACUGCUAAGCUUGAUAGCCACCUCAGUGAGAAUUGUUUUGUUGUGCACAUCCUAUUAUUACUAUCUGGUUCUUGUUUCAUAUACUUUCAUACCUCGGCGUGGAUGAUUUUUUAUUAGUUGCCAAGCAGAUUUAUGUCGUAUUGCCGUUACACUACCGCCGAUGAGUCUGCCCGUGGAACGUGU